Messenger RNA from Paracoccidioides brasiliensis Pb18, 2532 nucleotides. Its product is annotated as CAMKK/CAMKK-META protein kinase. Gene Ontology annotation, cellular component: cytoplasm. The transcript is spliced from 6 exons. Gene Ontology annotation, molecular function: protein serine/threonine kinase activity; ATP binding. Bases 1 to 2532 code for a protein of 843 amino acids. Gene Ontology annotation, biological process: protein phosphorylation; intracellular signal transduction. The record is from RefSeq and is a predicted model, not a curated record.
AUGGCCCAAGACCAAGCCCUCGAUAAGCACCAAAAAUCGGUGCUCCGAAAGAUCACAACCGGCUGCUCUGAGACUACCGUUGAACCAUGUAUUUUCAGAUCGGCCACUCCCUCUUAUGACAGUCCCCUGAGACAUUAUACACGAAGCCAUACUGCUCCUCGACGAGUAAAAGAAACCCUCAACGCUCGUUCUGAAUACACAAAUAGUGAAGAUGACGGUACCGCUGAACACCGUAUAAACCAAUAUCUCAUAAAACAGGAGAUUGGAAGGGGCUCUUUUGGCGCUGUCCAUCUUGCUGUCGAUCAAUACGGCCAGGAAUACGCUGUGAAAGAAUUCUCCAAGUCUCGAUUGCGAAAGCGAGCCCAAUCCCAUGUCUUGCGCAAUCCCCGGGGAACCAGGCGUCCUGGUGUCAUCGCCGCCGGCCUGGGUUUCAACUCUCCGCUCCACCGCCAUCCAUCGAGCCAUGAAGAUGAGGACGGUGGCAAUCCCCUAUAUUUGAUCAAAGAGGAAAUCGCCAUUAUGAAAAAACUACAUCAUAAUAACCUGGUGGCUCUAAUCGAAGUGCUCGACGAUCCCACGGAAGACUCGUUGUAUAUGGUCAUGGAGAUGUGCAAAAAAGGGGUAAUCAUGAAAGUGGGCUUGGGGGAAGAAUCCGACCCGUAUGACAACGAACACUGCCGUUGCUGGUUUCGUGAUUUGAUCCUGGGUGUGGAGUACCUCCAUGCGCAGAAUAUCGUCCACCGGGAUAUCAAACCGGACAAUUGCCUACUGACUAACGAUGAUGUGCUAAAAGUCGUCGACUUUGGCGUGUCCGAAAUGUUUCAGAGGGAUUCUGAUAUGUAUACCGCGAAAUCGGCAGGGUCGCCUGCUUUUCUACCCCCGGAACUCUGUGUAGCUAAGCACGGGGAUAUAUCAGGUACUGCAGCGGAUAUUUGGUCUAUGGGAGUGACGCUUUACUGUCUUCGCUAUGGGCGAAUACCAUUCGAAAAAGAGAGCAUCUUUGAGUUGUACGAGUCUAUUCGGAAUGACGAAGCCCAGUAUGAGAAUGAAACAGACGAGGAUUUUAUGGACCUGAUGUCAAGAAUCUUGGAAAAGGAUCCAGCGAAAAGGAUCAAGAUGCCGGGGUUAAGGGAUCAUCCAUGGGUCACAAAAAGGGGUAGUGAUCCCUUACUAUCAGCUGAGGAAAACACUGCCAAUCUCAUUGGGGAUCUGACCGAAGAAGAAGUGAACACUGCCAUUACCAAGAAGAUCGGUAAUGUGCUUACAGUGGUAAGGGCAGUACAAAAAUUCAAAAGGCUCAUCGAACCAGAAAAUGCCCCGCCAAUGCAAAGCAUCUUGGGCCAAGAUGUGGAGCCACAUUUCGUCCAACCGCCACUAUCCAUGGAGGCUCCCGGCGUGGAAUUCUCUUCUGCGCAUACAGCAACCCAAAAUACUCCCCCAGGGUCCAGGAGUAUCCAUUCAAAAACUGGUUUAACAGACUCCAGGCGCCAAAUUGCCGAAAGAAAUCUUAACAUAAAUCCCGCCAUGCGGAAAAGCGACAAUGCUUCCCGUCUCACAAAUAAUAACCCAGAAGAAUCGCUGCAGGGGGCCUGCCAGCACAGCCUGGUGUCAACCACCAAUUCCUCCUCUCCACCCCCGCAGAUCUCUCGUACCAACACCCCGAGCAAACAGAGCUUUUCAGAAGGAACUCGUGGCCACGCGCGAGAUCCACUGGAGGAAGAACACCCGUUUCUUUUCAUUGGUCCAUCAACAUUCACCGGCGUUCUUACAGCAGAGGACGAGAGAAUAUCAUUGGGCUACUUCACCACUGCCACUACCCCCUGUUCCUCUGCUACAGAAACACGGGAUAUUUCCAAUAACAGCAACGAUGUCAGCGGCACCUAUGGCUUCCCGACGACCUCUGAAAUGGGUCCAGUACCCAUCGUGAGUGAAUCGCCUGGUGCAGCGGAUAUCGACAUCUAUGAAACGGCGUAUACGGAGGAGGUCGAGCGGAUUCGGAAACAGAGUCUGGCACGACAUGCCCCGACGCCAAAGGUGUACCUUACCCGCCGCGUUGAGGGGAAGGAAUCAACUCUGGGUAAGUUGUUGAGGCAGGCAGCAGAUGCGGGAUCGGAACAGAAAGGCGACCCACCUGUUGCGGGCGUAUCAACUACCCUGCCUGUUUUGACUCCCGCAGAUGAAAACACUCGUGAAAUUGCGGCAGAAGUUGCAGCUGUUGGUUCCGUGGAUAUAUCGUCCCAAGAACAAACUCCGGAGGGAAAGGGUAGGAGUGUGGAAGCAGGCGGCGAGGCAGAGCCUGCCGCCUCUUCGGAACGACAAGUAGAAGCAGAACAACAAACCCAAGUAUCCCCAUCCGCCAUCCGGUCUCUCUUCACGAAAUCGACAAGUGCUACCGUUGACAUGACGGAUUCAAUCAACGCGACCGCAGCCACGGCGAAGACGCCUGCUACGCAAAAGUCUCGGAGUAGCUUACGUUCAAUACUUGGCCGGGUGAGGAGGGAGAGUGGCCAUUUUAGGCAAAAGAAAGAAUAG